Molecule: messenger RNA, 1884 nt
Organism: Sardina pilchardus (European sardine)
Lineage: Eukaryota; Metazoa; Chordata; Actinopteri; Clupeiformes; Clupeidae
Product: BOLA class I histocompatibility antigen, alpha chain BL3-6-like
Exons: 8
Coding region: 79-1152 (357 amino acids)
Biological process (GO): immune response
Cellular component (GO): external side of plasma membrane
Source: RefSeq, a predicted model, not a curated record
GAAGGCGGUCAGUUGCUUCGCUAUUUAGCCUACCGACAAGUGAGUCAAAAAAUAUAGCCGUAACCCUUUAUCAGUUUGAUGGUGAACAGAAGAAAAAUGAAGGUCGUCGCCGUGCUUCUACUAGGGCUAUGUUGCUUCCACCAAACAUCUGGAGACACUCACUCCAUGAAGUACAUUCUCACCGGAGUGAAAGGGAUUUCUGAAAUACCUGAGUACACAUCAGUUGGCCUAGUGGAUGAUAUGCCAUUUGUGUACUUUGAUAGCAAUAUCAACAGAAUGAUCCCUAAAACUAAGUGGAUUGAAGAGAAUGAGGGAAAGGAUUACUGGGACAGUGAAAGUCAGAGGGAGGGUGGUUUUGUUCCAACAUAUAAAGCCAGUAUACAAAUUCUGAUGGAACGCUUCAACCAGUCCACAGGUGUGCACACUUGGCAGAGGAUGUACGGCUGUCAGUGGGAUGAUAAGAGUGGUGCUACAGAUGGGUUUGAUCAGUGGGGUUAUGAUGGAGAAGACUUUGUCAUUCUGGAUCUGAAGAACCUGCAGGUCAUUGCCACAACACCAGAGAGUGUCAUCACAAAGCACAAGUGGGAGAACAACAGAGGUUGGAUUGAGACUGAGAGGAACUACUUCACCACCUUGUGCCUUGAUUGGCUGAAGAAGUAUGUGCAGUAUGGAAGCAGCACUCUGGAGAGGAAAGUGCGCCCAGAGGUCACUCUCCUCCAAAAGGACUCUAGAGUUGUGUGCCAUGCUACAGGCUUUUACCCUGAGGGUGUGAUGAUCACCUGGAAGAAAGAUGGAGAGGAGAUGCAUGAGGAUGUGGAUGUGGGGGAGACACUGACCAAUGAGGAUGGAACCUUCCAGAAGAGAGCUGUGCUCACUGUGUCACCUGAAGAGUUCAAGAACAGGAAGUACACCUGUGAGGUGGCCCACAAGAGUGGAGAGACCCUCAUUGUGGAUAAAAUUGAGAUACAGCGCAGCAACCCAGACUCCUCUGUUCCUAUUGGUACCAUCAUUGGUGUGGUUGUGCCCAUUGCCUUGAUUGCCAUCGUUGCCGUGGUUUUGAUUCUGAGAAAGAUAAGGAAUGCUGAUAAUAAGGCUGGCUUUAGUCGUGCUAACGCUGAGGACAGCUCCCAGGCCUCGAGUGAAAAAGCAUAAGGAUCCAAAUUGCUGGAGGUGAAGGGAAGAUGGCAAAAGUGUCAAAUGUUUUUGACCUCAUAGUAUGAGGAGCUAAGAGCCACAGAGAUUGGGUUUCUAUGACAUUAAAGUCAACCAAAUAAUUAUGUGGGAACUGCUGAUCAACAUCCAAAUCUUAAAAACAAUUAAACAAAACCUGCUGGACAGUUGCUAUACAAAUAGCUACCAGAAUUUAUAUUACCAUUUACUUUGCUAUACUGUACUUCCGAGUGGGAUGUGGUUAGAAAAAAAAUAUUGGUGUGUAAAUUAAGUUCUUUGGAUGGUAUGUAUUGAUCUUUAAUGUGAAAAGGUUUUCUGUAAGUUAGUUUAAUAUACACUGAUUAAAAUAAAAGAUAUGUUGGGUGCUUUUCCUUAUUCUAUUCCUGUAUUAGUAGUUCAACGUUCUAGAGUUUGGGAAUGUAAAUUUAAGUUUUUGCUAUGUGAUUUAAGUUUCCAAUCAACAGCAUGAAUGCAUUGUGUGAAUUCAUCGUGUCAAGCUAAUGGUUCAUGUGCUUUUUGGAAUCUUUGCUUUUAUUAUUAUUAUAUGUUUUAUUAAGGUCUUAUAUGACAUCACACAUUACUAUAGAAAUUGUCACAGUUUUUUCAUAGUAUGGGACAUUUUCAGGGGUUUCUGUUUGACUCAUGUUCAUGUGAUUUGUUCACUUAGGCUAUUUGAUUUGAAGGUAAUAAAAAAUAAUAUUAGAGAGACCACCA